Trichophyton benhamiae CBS 112371 is the source of this 837-nucleotide messenger RNA. RefSeq lists its product as uncharacterized. Gene Ontology annotation, biological process: endoplasmic reticulum unfolded protein response. The transcript has 3 exons. Lineage: Eukaryota; Fungi; Ascomycota; Eurotiomycetes; Onygenales; Arthrodermataceae. The record is from RefSeq and is a predicted model, not a curated record. Gene Ontology annotation, molecular function: misfolded protein binding; ubiquitin-specific protease binding. Gene Ontology annotation, cellular component: Hrd1p ubiquitin ligase ERAD-L complex; endoplasmic reticulum membrane. Bases 1 to 837 code for a protein of 278 amino acids.
AUGAAUACCUUGCUAUCAUGUGAAGAUCUAACUAACAGAUGCGCAGUAUUCCAAUACGCCAGCGAUAUUGAGGUCAAUUCGCCUCGUUUCUCUGGACCAGGUGACUUUGUCACCUAUGUGAUUUUCGUAGCUAUUUUCAUUCUGGUGAGUGGUCAUUCAUUCCUUGCCUCGCGCGAGGGUUACAAGCAUGGCCUUUACCCUGUUCUGUCUUCCUUAUUUGCAAAACACCUCUUAAAUCUGCCCGCCCAGCCCAUUCUAGCUGCAGCGGUUCCUGAAUUCGAGGGAGAUUACCCCUGCACUUCGUGCAUACCCAUCAUUCGCAUAAUAUCAAUCCUUCAGGAGCUGACGCAUGUGCAGUUAACCGCGGGCUUGUACUUGCAGUCCUUCGUCUUCCUCGGAGCUCUAUCUCUCGCUUUUCUCACUACCCUAUCUCAAGAUAACGCAGGGAAGAAAAUGGCUUUCAUCUUUUUCCAGAUUCCGGCGGAAUACCUCCCUUUUGCCAGCUUAAUUGCUACCCUUGUCCUCUCUGGACAGCACGCCGCAAUCACCCAAGCCUGUGGUAUACUGGCAGCCCAUCUUUACGAGUUCCUAACCCGUAUUUAUCCCGACUUUGGGGGAGGCACCAACUACAUCCAGACACCCCGCUUCAUCCAAAACCUAUUUGGAUCUAGUGGUAACUACGUCAAAGCACAUGGUGGCUACCGCAAGCAUCGCCCAGCCGAUGGCAAUAGCUCCGACUCAAGGAGCACCGGUCAAUCCACCGGAAGCUGGUUCUCGGGCAUGGGAGGAGGGUCAUGGAAAGGCAGAGGAGCCGGCAGAAAAUUAGGCACUGGUUGA